Messenger RNA from Formica exsecta, 2358 nucleotides. It is a transcript of the gene eIF2Balpha, whose product is annotated as translation initiation factor eIF-2B subunit alpha. Gene Ontology annotation, cellular component: eukaryotic translation initiation factor 2B complex. The transcript is spliced from 8 exons. The record is from RefSeq and is a predicted model, not a curated record. Gene Ontology annotation, biological process: translational initiation. NCBI's taxonomy places the organism in Eukaryota, Metazoa, Arthropoda, Insecta, Hymenoptera, Formicidae. Gene Ontology annotation, molecular function: translation initiation factor activity; guanyl-nucleotide exchange factor activity. Bases 200 to 1108 code for a protein of 302 amino acids.
UGCGCAUGCGCGAAAAAAGAAGUUUGCUGUCAAUGUUAUGCUAAGUUGGGUUAGGUUAAGUGCAAUCGGAAUAACCUUACACAAUAUAUCUGUGUAAUUUAUGCGCGUUAUAUAUUUUGACAUAAAUAUUAAACACAUUAUAUAUUGGUUAAAUUAAUUUUUGAAACGAUUGUAAGAGGAAACAACAUAAAUCCUAAUAAUGGAGAAGAAAGAAAUUUGUCGAUAUUUUAAUGGAAUUAUUAAAAAUGAGAAGGAUGUAUCUGCUGGCAUGGCUGCUAUCCGUACCUUAUUAAAAGUAUUGGAACAUUCAAAAUCAGAAACAGUUCAAGAGCUUCGGAUUUGCUUACAACAUGCAAUUGAUGCUAUGCGUUCUACAGAAACUCCAGUUACUGCAAUUGCAUCAGGAAGUGAAUUGUUUUUGCGUUUUAUCACAUUAGCAACAUUAGAUACUCCUUCAUUUGCAGAAUGUAAAGGAAUUAUGCUGGACAGAGGCAAAGUAUUUUAUGAAAAAUUAGUUGCGGCACGAGGAAAAGUAGCUAAAGUAGCAGCACAUUUUAUUACUGAUGGUUCGACAAUACUAACACACUCAAAAUCAAGAGUUGUGCUGCAAGCAAUGAAGGAGGCUGCUGCAAGUAAUAAAACAUUUGAAGUAUAUGUCACAUCAUCAUCUCCCGAUAAUAUUGGCAGAGAAGAGAUGUGCCAAAGUUUAACAAAGUUAGGAAUAUCAUGUACAAUGAUACUGGAUUCUGCAGUAGGAUAUGUGAUGGAACAAGUGGAUAUGGUGAUGGUUGGAGCAGAAGGUGUUGCAGAAAGUGGUGGUGUAAUUAAUAAGAUAGGUACAUAUACUAUGGCAAUAUGUGCAAAAGAAGUAAAGAAACCAUUUUACGUAUUGACAGAAAGCUUUAAAUUUGCGAGAAUUUAUCCUUUGAACCAAGUAGAUUUACCUGAUGAAUUUAAGUAUACAUCCAGUACUCUAAAUAAUAAUUUGAAGAAGGAACAUCCUUUAGUGGAUUAUACUCCGCCUCACUACAUUAGCCUGUUAUUCACCGACCUGGGAAUUUUAACGCCUUCGGCUGUUAGCGACGAACUCAUUAAAUUGUAUUUAUAAUUUAAAAAAUGUUUUUCGAACAAAUGGUGAGUCUUAAAUUUUGCAAUUUUCGUGAUAUGACACAAGAAUAUCAUGUAUAUGUGUGUAAUUCAUUGAGAGAAUUUCUCAUCUUUUCUAGAAGAUGUAAAGAGAGAGAUUAAGUUGACUGGAAAUACAGAAAUAUACUUUUAUAAAAGACCGAUAUGUAUACAGUCUUUAUUAAUUUAUUAUUGUUAUUACAGCAACAUUGAGUAUUUGUAUAUGGAAACAAGAUAUAUGUCUUUCGUUAAAUUGCACACAUUGUGAUAACAAGUAAUAAACUAUAUCUAUAUACGUGAAUUAUAUUCAAUUAUAUUAGUUCUAACAUUAGAAUGGAUCUCUUUAUAUUAUAGAAUCUUAUAGCUAUUCGUAAAGAUUACUUAUUACAAUGCGUGCAAUGUAUAACAUUGUCAUUUAAACAAGUGGGAAAAGUAGAGCAUCUAAAUUAUAAAAAUAUCAACUUAUUAACAUUGAAUGCUAUAGCAUUUAAAUUUUAUAUUUAAAUUUAUAACACAAAUGAUAUACAUACACGCAUUUAUGUUUUAUUUUCAGUUCAAUCGUAUAUUGCACAGCAAUAAUGAGAUAUAAAAUUACUCAUUGGAAGAGUUCUUAUAAUUAAGAUACUAUAUCGUAAAUUGCUUAAUUCGUUUUUUUCUGUUUAUAUAAAACUAAAGUAUUCUUUGAAAACUUAAAAUCAGUAACAAGUGGUCUUUUUUCAUUUUCACAUAUUUCUUUUCAAUGACAUUUCAUACUACAAAUUUUUUUAAGUAUUUAUCCACCAUUUAAUUUUUAUAUAUUUAUAUAUAUGAAUAUAUAUAAGUAAAAGUUUAAUUGAAAUUGAUAUUGCAUAUCAAUUUUUUGAUAUCGUCAAUACAUUUUUUGAGUGGAACUUAAUUUACAUAAAUAUUAUGAUUUUAUACAUAACUAAACGAGUAACAUUGGUCAAGAUGCAUAUGCAACAUAAUUAUAUAUUUAAAAAUAUAGUUAAAUAUGGUAAAACUUUCAUAUUAUUGGAAAUUACAAGAAAUAUGUAUAGAAUCGCGAGAACUGUAUAUUUUAUACAUAUAUAUAAUGAUUUAUGAUGUUUUCUCGCUAUGAUUUCCAUGAAAAACAAUAAAUUUACAAUAAAUAUACAAAUGGAAGAUGUCCCAUUUAUUUAUCCCAAUAUGCAUUUCUGUAAAAUUUAAUUGUAUAUAUAACAUUAAUUGUAUUUAUAUAAAAAAAAAAAAAAA